AUGCCUUACGACUCCUUGAUCAGCGAUCCACUUCUCCCAGAGGCCGAUCCAACAGUCUCUUACUGGCAAACACCGCUGAACGAGAAUGUUAGGAACAUUCAAUCAGUACAACUACCAGCCAAUUGCGACAUUGCCGUCAUCGGUUCUGGUGUCUCAGCUUGCAGCACGGUUCACGAGCUUCUGACGAGCGGUUAUACUGGCAAAAUCGGGGUCCUCGAAGCACGACAGAUAUGCUCUGGUGCAACAGGUCGAAAUGGCGGACGUAUCCACGUUCAUGCGAUGCAAGACUAUGACCGAUUCCGUCAACGCCUCGGAGAUGCGGCAGCAGAGAAGAUUGUCCGGUUUCAAAUGUUGCACUACGAGGCGAUUGAGAAGGUUGCCAAAUCUCUCGGCCCAGAAGGUUUCAAGCAGGCAGCUCUGCGCGAAACUCAAUCAGUUGCCGCAGCUUUCAGUGAGAAAAAGCUUGCUGAUAUGAAGACAAUGUUGGCCAACUUUGAGGCCGCGUUCCCGGACUGGGCUGGUCGUUGGAAAAUCGUGGAGGCUGAGGAGGCACAGAAGGAAUAUAAGAUCAAGAAUGCAACCGGGGCUAUGAUUGGCGUUGCUGGAGCGAUCUGGCCGUAUCGGCUGAUGACCGCUGUCUUUGCCGCGCUCCAAGAAAGAUACCCUGGGCGCCUUUUCCUCGAGUCCAAUACGCCUGUGACAUCUGUGCAUAAGAAUUCAACGCCAGACUACGCAUACUCACUCCACACCCCGCGCGGUAUCAUUCAAGCUCAACACGUCGUUUACUGUACGGAAGCUCAUACGGCCCAUUUGCUCCCAAAAUUCAAAGGCAUAAUCGUUCCACGUCGUGGGCAGGUCAUGGUCCAGCGACCUGGUAUUGAUUUUGAGGAUCUAUCCGGAGAUCGCUCGUGGAGCUUUUAUCUGGAUGAAGGGCUUUUCUACCUGCACCAGAACGCAGCCACCGGAGAUAUCAUUCUCGGUGGAGGAGAGCUUGGAGGCUUCGACGGUGCACACAAUAGCUAUGGUAAGCGUUCCGAUGCCAGAGAGUCGCUCGCUGCCAAGACGCAUCUUUCGGGCGCUUUGCGGGUGAUCUUUGAACACUGGGGUGAAAUUGCUCCGAAUGAACAGUCCAUAAAGGCAUCCUGGUCCGGCAUCAUGGCGAACUCAUUGGAUCAUCUACCCUUCGUAGGCCAGCUUCCCCAGGAGGCAAUCGAUACUCGUCGCAUCGGUCAACCAGAGACUGGUGCGGAGUGGAUAUGUGCCGGGUUCAGUGGGUUUGGAAUGACGAAUGCUUGGAUGAGUGGUGUUGCCCUAGCAAGGCAAAUAACUGGAAAGGAAGUUCCUACGUGGUUCCCUGAUCACUAUAGAAUCUCAUCGCAGAGAAUUCGUCAAUUGCAAAUGCAAUUGGCGCAUAUUGGAGGCUCUGAGGAGCAUCUUCGUGCAUUGUACUCGAAGUUAUGA
Penicillium manginii is the source of this 1461-nucleotide messenger RNA. Its product is annotated as NAD(P)/FAD-dependent oxidoreductase. Lineage: Eukaryota; Fungi; Ascomycota; Eurotiomycetes; Eurotiales; Aspergillaceae. The record is from RefSeq and is a predicted model, not a curated record. The transcript has 2 exons. Gene Ontology annotation, cellular component: cytoplasm. Bases 1 to 1461 code for a protein of 486 amino acids. Gene Ontology annotation, molecular function: oxidoreductase activity.